Molecule: messenger RNA, 780 nt
Organism: Babesia bigemina
Lineage: Eukaryota; Apicomplexa; Aconoidasida; Piroplasmida; Babesiidae
Exons: 1
Coding region: 1-780 (259 amino acids)
Source: RefSeq, a predicted model, not a curated record
AUGAGGCAUGUCCCUAAGAAAUUAACGGACUGUCCGGAAAAUCUCCGUGAGUCCAUCGACUGGUUGAUCCAGGUUAGGUAUGGGAAUGGUGACAGUGAUGGUCUUGAUGAGUUGGCAAAAGCUUUGAAAAAGUUGAUUGAGGAGGCUAUUGAGAAGGCUACUAAGUCCCUCCAAGCCGAAAAAGAUAAACUUGAAUGCCCUGUUAAGUAUACUGGACAUCCCUCUAACUGUGCCUAUAUUGAUACGCUGAUUGAGAAGGCUGGAAAAUCUAAAAAUCCAAAUGGUCUUAAUAAAGAACAACUUGUAAAAAACAAACAACACUGCCAGAAUAACCAUGAAUACUAUCGUUCCGAUGCCCAGAAAAAAGCCUUGCAGGACAUUAAAGAGCGUGAGACUCAACUCAAAGAUCUUACUAAUAAGCUUAGCAUAUUUACUGACAAAAAUCAUCAAAAAUGUACUGACUUACUUACAAACCUCUGCACCGGCCUCGAAACCUUCCUCGGCUUCAACUCUGAGACCAAAGGCUACACUGGCCAUGGCAUUGUGUACUCCGACCUGGAUAGGCUGUGUGACGGGGUGAUGGGAUUUUUCCACGGGGUGUUGGAGAGUGUUGAAAAAGAUCCAAGCGUUACAACUUACUAUACUGGCAUGAAUGAUACACUUAAAACAAUUAAAGAAAGUAUGCACAAUCCUGGCGGAUUGUCUGCAGCCGUUACGGCUGUGAGCGAGCCGCUGGGGGAGUGCGACAGGGAGGUGACUGAGAAAACACAACGCACUUAA